UGGCAAUAAUUCAGCAUUACCACCAAUGAAGUUUAUGGAUAAAGAUGAUUCCUUAAUAAUUAGUUGUGAAACAAAUGAUCCAGAUGCAAAAGUAAAUUUAUGGCGUAAGAAAUCUGGAUCUAGUCCAGCUGUUUCAGCGCAAGAAUUUUUUAAGGACCGUCUCUCAGAGAAGAAUCAGACAUUCAUUAUUAAAUAUUUAACUGUUACUGAUAGUGGAAUUUACUAUUGCAAAGCAUCUAAUGAUCAAACUCAAAAUCUUGAAUUAAAACUUGGAGACUUGGUUGUGUCCAAUUCAUAUUCUGACCGCAUUCCAGAAAUUUUCCCGCAACCUGAAAACAAUACAUUGGCUAUAGAAUCCAAUGGCAACAAAAAUAUAACAUGCAAAACAAUUGGUGCUGCUGGAUUAGAUGCAUCAUAUUUAACAUGGUAUAAAAUAGUUGAUAAUGUUCCUGUUCCUGUUGACAAAUCUCAAGUUGUUCGUCAAGAAGAUUCUAUUCAAUCUCAAGUUAUUGAUAUUGAGAUUUUGAUGUUUAAAAAUUAUCAAGCCUCUGAUGGAGGAAAAUUUGUCUGUGAGAGAAAAGUCCGCGACAAAAAAGCUACGUCAACUUUUAUUAACAUUGUUCUGGAACCUGACAGAGCACCUGUUGUUCAGUUUCCAUUUCAAAAUUCAAGUUUAAUAGUAUUAAAUGUUGAUGAUAAAAGUUUCCAAAUAUCUUGUUUGGUUUCGGGUUCACCAAAACCCAAGAGGCAGUGGCUAAAAGAUGAUAAAGUUGUCCAAAACUGCAUUGAUGAUAGUGAAUUUUGUCAUUUAUACAUCAAUGGUGUUUCAUAUCCCAAAGAUAAUGGGUUAUUCAUAUGUGUUGGAGAAAAUACAGUUGGGAAAGGAAGCAAAUCUGUAUUUAUACAGGUUAAUGUUCCUAUCAAGCUAAAGAAGCAACAACAAACUGCUAUUGCAAAUACCCAUGAUUUGAAAGCAAUAUAUUGUGAGGUUCAAAAAGGAAAUCCACUUCCUGUCUUUAGAUGGGAAGUAAAAUCUAAAUCAUGUGAUACUACUAACCCAAGGUGUGAUAUAGCUGCAGAAUGGUCAAGCGUUUUAGAGCAAUACCCUGAAAAAACUGAUCGCUCCAGCUUCAGCUAUAUUUUCAGUGAGGAAUCAGAAGCAUCUUACAGGUGUUUGGCUCAAAAUGAUUUCAGCAAGGAUGAAAGUAUAAUAUCAGUUGUGAGAACAGAUACCACAGCUCCUGAAUUUUCCUUCUAUCCUUUUAAAAAUGAAAUUCUCAAUGAAGAAGAUAAAUUUUACUUGAAAUGUGAAGCAAGUCAGUUACGUUAUGAGUCAUCUGUUUUAAAGAAAGGUGAUCAAGUGCUUAAUGCCAAAUCAACUAUCAACUCUAUGGCUAUGGUAUUAGAGUAUGAAAUUUCUUCAGUGUCCAUGGCUGAUGCUGGGAAUUAUGAAUGUAUUGGAAAGUUAAAACAAGGAAAUGUAACAAAAUUGUUGCGCAACAUUGUUGUACAAAAGUUAAUCAAACCUUCUAUUAAUAACUUCAAUGACUUGACAUUUUUUCAAAAUGUUGAAAAAAAUAAAGAAUUGAGAUGCAAUGCAUCAGGUAAUCCUCAGCCAAAAGUGACUUGGAAACGUAAUGGUAUUUUACUAAAUGAUAUUCCAAAUCUUAAAUCCAUUGAAAGUUGCAAGCAUUCUACAGAUGGGAUCUAUAUUAUGGAAAACAAUGUAUUAAUGCUUUGUAACUUGAAAUUCAAAGAGCAUGAUGGCAUGUAUGAAUGUACAGCUUCUAACAAAGUUGGUGUGGUAUCAAAAGUUAUGAAUUUAACUAUAAAAGCUAAGCCUGCCAUAUUGAAGUCUGAAGUUGUUUUUAUGGCACCUUCUUCUUUACAGCUUACUUGUGUUUCAUUAGCUAACCCACCUGCCAAUGUCACAUGGUAUAAACUUAAUCAAAAGAAUCAAACGUUUUAUCUUAGCUCUCAGAUGGUUACUAUUCAAUACACCAUUGAAAAUGUAGAUUCUAGAAACUCUGAUUCUUACAUGUGUACAGCUGCUAAUGAGUUAGGGAAGAUUGAAAAUAUUGUCACUGUAAAACCAAGUAUUUCAGAUAAAAUGAUUGGUUCAAUAAAGAGAGAAACUCUGAUUGGUGUUCUUGUUCCUGCUAUCUUAAUUUUAUUAGUUGCUUUUAUUGGUAUAGUAUUGUACAGAAAUCAUUUAAAAAACAAAUAUGCUCUUUAUCUUGCUCCAGACAAAGAUUAUGUUAUUGACCCAGAUCGAACAUUGUUUGAACAAAGUGGUGAGCUACCUUAUGAUACAGCUUGGGAAUUUCCGAGAGACAGACUAAAGUUUAUUAAAACAUUGGGUUCAGGAGCCUUUGGAGAAGUUUGGUUAGCUGAGGCAGAAGGAAUUAAUGAUUUCAGGCCUCGUGAUCUAAGCACUGCUGCAAUAAAGCAAAGAAAACUUAUGAAGAAGCAAUCAAGGCGUUAUACAAAUUUAACCAUUCGCUACAAAAAGAAUAUUAAUUCUAGUAAAAUUGAGUUAGAAAAAACAAUGGUCGCUGUAAAAACUUUAAAAGAGGAUGCUUCUGAAGCUGAGUAUAAAGAUUUGGCCACUGAAUUAAAAAUUCUUAUACACUUGGGAGAACACAAAAAUAUAGUUAACUUAUUAGGUGCAUGCACAACAAAAGGUGAGAAGUUACAUGUCAUAUUAGAAUGCUGUCCUGGGGGUAAUUUACUUAACUUUUUACGUUCGAAAAGAGAAGUUUUCAAACCAUUUUGGUUUAAAAAAGAAUUAGACAUGGAGAAUGAAUUUACAUUCAUUGAUUUACUGAUGAUUGCUUAUCAAGUAUCAAAAGGAAUGGACUUUUUACAGUCUCGAAAGUGCGUCCAUCGUGAUUUAGCUGCUAGAAAUGUACUUGUUGGUCCUGAUUAUGUAAUGAAAGUGGCAGAUUUUGGUUUAGCACGUGACAUUUAUAAGAAUGAGUUUUAUCUAAAAGAAACUACUGGUCUAUUACCUGUAAAAUGGAUGGCUCCUGAAUCUUUAUUUGAUAAAAUUUAUACUUCAAACAGUGAUGUAUGGUCUUAUGGUAUUCUUUUGUGGGAAGUGUACACUUUAGGUGGUUCACCCUACCCUGGUUUACCCACUGAAGAACUAUUUUCUUUCUUGGAAGAUGGACGUAGAAUGGAUUGUCCAGAAAUUUGUCCUAAAGCAAUUUAUGAAAUCAUGUUGGAUUGUUGGAAAAAGAGCCCUUAUGACAGACCAUUGUUUGCACAGAUAACUGAGAGGCUAAACAAUGUUUUAAAGCAAAAUGUAGCAAGUAGUUGUGAUUAUCUCCUUGAUAGUGAUUAUUCAAAUGGCAAUAACUAUUUAACACCUGCAAACUUUCCACGUAAAAAAUCUUCAGAUUAUUUGAUGGACGAGAAAAUUUCUUCAAAAAAGCGCAACUAUGUUCCAGAACCAAAUCAAAGAUUGCUUGCAGAAGAAGAGGAUAUGACUGACUCCGCAUUACCACCACUUCCUAGCUACGGUGAUGGUUAUACUCCAAUGAACGCAGAAACCUAUAAAUUUCCACGGAAUUUCAAAUAUGACAAAGAAGUGUGUGUAUAAUAUAAAUAAACAUGACAUUUGUUAAACAACUUAUUGUUUAAGAAUUAAAGGACAAAAGUGGAUAGAGAUAUACGCCUAAAAAUGCGAAAUAAAGAUAGCAUAAAACAAAACUUUUAAUUAAGAAAAGAACAAAUUUAGUAAUGACUUACAAUACGAUGACUUACAUGAUGCUAGCUAAUUUCAUUAUUUUUCAAAAAGUAGUUAUCGGAAAUUAAUUGUUCCUAGUCGUUAAAGUAGAGUUUAUCAGCUCCUAUUGACCAAAUUUUUAUUUCAGUUUGAUUAUCAUGCAGGUGUCUUCAUUUUUUCAUUAUUAAAUCCUGUCAUGAUAAAGUUGCUGCAUGUAGAUGUUUUUUUACAAAACAAAACUUUUUUAAAAAUAAUUACUUAUUACCUUGGUUACCUUGGUUAACAAGAAAAAUAGUCAUAUAAAUAUUUUACACUUUGCACAGAGAAAAAAAUUCUUUGAAAAAUAUUUUCAAUUUUUUUUAAUUAUAUAGUUAUUUUGUAAAUAUUUUAUAUUAGAGAAUUACUAUUUGUAAAUGUAACUUUAUUUUUACGGUGGUAUUGUAGCUGAAUUAAAUUUUUUUUAUUUUUUGAGAAAACGUAUUGGGGAAAAUGCAAAUUUUUAGGGAGGGAUGCAAAGAAUAAGGAAUUUUCUUUUUUUUCUUUUUUUUUUUUACAGUUGCUUUUCAAGCAUCUGGGGAUAAGGCGUUUGUUAAAUGAUUCUUCACUUGUUGUAAUUCUUUUUAUAUAUAUAUAUAUAUAUAUAUAUAUAUAUAUAUAUAUAUAUAUAUAUAUAUAUAUAUAUAUAUAUAUAUAUAUAUAUAUAUAUAUAUAUAUAUAAAAUUAAAUCUGUAUUUAUAUAUUUAUGUUGAUUGUAGACUACACCGUGUUAAUAAUGCUAUUUGAUGAUACAGUUUUUUCUUAUUUUUAAAGCAUGGUUUUGUUCAAAUUAAACUUUCUGCUUUUGACGUGUAGCUUUUCUGAAGAAUUUUUACUUUUAUUUUUAAAUUGUAACCUUUUUUUUUUCUUCUUUAUUUUUGUUUGAUUUACAAGAAUUUUCUUUUUUACUUAAAUUACAGAAUAUUUUUAAAUUUUUAUUUUAUUAAAUUGCACUUUAACGUUAACUUGUUUACUUUACGACUAUUAUUUUAUUUAUAUAUUAUAUCUUAAACGUAAAAGUAACAAUUUUAUUGUAUUAUAUGUAUGAUACUCAUUGUAGUUAGCAUUGGUUCUUUAA
Hydra vulgaris (swiftwater hydra) is the source of this 4844-nucleotide messenger RNA. NCBI's taxonomy places the organism in Eukaryota, Metazoa, Cnidaria, Hydrozoa, Anthoathecata, Hydridae. The record is from RefSeq and is a predicted model, not a curated record.